Desarmillaria tabescens is the source of this 3081-nucleotide messenger RNA. Its product is annotated as WD40-repeat-containing domain protein. The transcript is spliced from 19 exons. Bases 257 to 2872 code for a protein of 871 amino acids. Gene Ontology annotation, molecular function: protein binding. NCBI's taxonomy places the organism in Eukaryota, Fungi, Basidiomycota, Agaricomycetes, Agaricales, Physalacriaceae. Gene Ontology annotation, biological process: proteasome-mediated ubiquitin-dependent protein catabolic process. The record is from RefSeq and is a predicted model, not a curated record. Gene Ontology annotation, cellular component: GID complex.
AUACAUUCUAUAGGUUUCACAAGUCCGUAUCUCCAUUUGCUUCAAUUCAUUUGUCUCCGUCUCAAUAUGGUCUAGGAGGAUUAACAAUCUAGACAAAGAGCUGCGUAACUUCGCCAAUGCUGCGCGCCAGCUCGGGAGUUCCGCAGCGAUUCUCUCCUCCGCUUUCCACCUACGCGAGCGCCUCGCCCACCUGCUUCACCUUUACCGAGAAAAUGCUGCCGACCUCUUUCCCCGAAAGAUCACUCAUGUCACACACAUGAACAACAUUGAGGCUGAAACACAUACGAGGAGGCUACAUCGACGUGCGAAACCCUCGCGGCCCCCGCAGCAUUUCUCAAGGCCGGUCAUCGACGAGAAUUUGGACCUUGAAGACUUUCCAGACCAGUUCGAAGCCCUCGCGAAGGACGUUACUACUUUUAUGAAUUGCUUGAACGAGUUCCCAGAGUUUACGGACGAGGCCGUUAAUGCCUCGAUUUCUGCCUUUGAGGGUGACUUGAAAUAUUGGGCCUCAUGUUUACGUGUGUAUCAAGGACAAUUUCGGUACCCUGCGGUACAGCGAUACAUACACGACCUUACAUCUGAGAUGGGGGAACACAUCGAUAGUAUCACGUCAACCCUAUCUAUGUUCAUCGAAAUUGGGGUGCCGACUAUCCGCUUCGCGCAAAAACACGGGGCCACCAACUUACUCAAUCUCUCUACUGUCGCUACCUUCUUCUCUGCCGUGACAGCGACGACAAUGCAGUUUUCGUACGAACUCCAAGGUAGUACUGCUGCGGCAGUAAACUCUUUCUGGUUUGCUUCCUUGGUAUUUUCAAUUGCAGCCGCCGUGAAUAGUUUGCUUGGCCUCACGUGGAAACAAGCUAUGUAUCGUUCUCCGGGCCAUCGAGUGCCGUGGUGGGUUCUUAUCUGGAUUAAACGCUCCCCUCUUGUAUUCCUCGUGAUGUCUGUGGCGUGCUUUUCUAUAGGCCUUUGUUGUUUUGCGUAUGCAUCCGGCCAACACCACGUUACGUCCACGAUAACGACGGUCUUUACCGCGUUCACCUCCUUUGGUCUCUGUGCCGUGUCUGCCUGGUUUGCAUCCGAACGCUGGACGUUCCUACGUCACAGCGGUAGAAAGUGGCUCAGUGAUGUCCUUCUCGAAGUCACGGACAAAUUUUUCAAUCUUCCUGGCAUGGACAUGAUACGAUUUUGCGUUCGUAAAUUUGAGGAGUCCAUUGACCGAAUGAGCAGCUCUAUAUCAAGAGUUGGCACCAAGACUGUCAGUAUGAUGUCUCAUGGGAGUAGUGGGAGCGACGAUGAAAAGCAUGAUGAUAUAGAAACCGGAACUGGAGCAAUUCUACCACUGACCAGCCCACCGAAUUCUCCCACCUUGAAACAUCGAGGCGCAUCAGAUCCAUUUCCGGAGACUAACGGUACCAUUAGUCCCAGUCCAACAACACCGACAGUUGAAGGAUCUGCUCCUUCAAUUGCAUCAGAAGAGGGGCCUUCUGUCGGUAAACAGCUCUGGAAGAACGCGAUACGAACGGUGAAGAUGCGAUCGGCGGUAUCUUCGAAUAUAGCAGCCAUGGCUAGUGCGAGGAACCCCAAUCGUCAGCGAACGUCAUCAACGUUGACUGGCAGAAAGAGGUCGACUGGGAAUGGUCCUGUGCUGCGUUCUCGCGUUGCAACGUUGACUCCUCAGUUGAAAUGUUUGCAGCCAACGAGGGAUCUCACUGCUCAUCAGGCGCUUGUCAAGCACAUGCAAUUUUCACCUAAUGGGAAAUUUUUGGCUACGUCAAGCUGGGAUAGAACUUCAUUGAUCUUCCGAGUUGGUGAAACGUUCGAAUCACACCGUAUCCUCGCACAUGCAAAAGGCUUCGUCCACCAGGUUGCUUGGUCACCCUCCGGCAAUCUCCUACUGACAAAACUGAGCAAGAGCAUCAAGAUCUGGACGGAGGAUGGUGUAUGCUUGAGAACGAUCGACCGACCUGACACAACUAUUGAAUCAAUAACGUGGUUGCCUGAUGGAACUGGAUUAUUGUCUGUGGAAGGUAGCCACGUAACAAAACUGGAUCUUUUGGGGAAGGUAGUCGGCAAGUACGAUUUCGAAAAUAUGAAGCUCCACGACGUUGCUGUCACUCCUGAUGGUCUACGCCUGUUGGGUAUUGGUCCGCUAACAGCGUCACCUACUGGAUUGAAACCAAGUAAACCUAGAGCAGUCGAGAAACGGCUUGCAGUAUACAACACGCAGACGAAUCAAAUUGAACAUCAAACACCGGUACUUAAUGAUGUCCGUGAUAUCACAUUGGCAAGGAACACGAAGAACGGAUUAAUUGCUUUGGUCAGUUACGAGUACAAGGCACCACCUCAACUAUGGAAAAUUGACAUCGUCAAAGAUCAUCGGGGUGAUGAUUCACAGAUGGUCGCUCGUUUCACUUUACGGCACACAUACAUGCCUAAAGGCUCCGUCGAGUUCGCUGGUCCGAGUUACUUCGGUGGUAAAAACGAUGAAUUGGUCUUAUGCGCAGGAAAAGCUGGGGAUAUACACAUCUGGGACCAAGAAUCUGGAGCCCUGCUACAUUAUGUGCGUCCUCAAGCACUGGGCGGUGACCUGACAUGUAUAGCAUGGAAUCCUGCUGCGGAAGACCCCUACAUGUUCGCCACGGGAAGUCAUGACGGCGCUGUACGGAUAUGGACACGACCCAAGCCCGAGCCUUCAGAUAACGCUGACAACAGUGGCGGGAGUGCCAAUUACACGCCGCGCACGGCGUCACCGAUGCCAUUCGAGAUCGACCGGACGGACAGCCCAUUAUCGCAGCGGGACUUUGAUGAGAUGUCCAUACCGGAGAGCGAUGAUUUGCCCUUGAGAGAGCGUUUGCAAUCCGCAUGUUAAGGCAUAGGGCCAUGGAAUAUGCGCGCUGUAUUUACUGAUUAUUUCAUGCUGUACCUAUAGAAUGAACAUGGACUGGAAACAAAAUUUCGCUAUAAAAAUACAAGUGGGAAAAACAGCGGCUAGUUAACAAAAACUGCGCUCAUUCGUUUACUCCUCGUUUUAGAAUACCCUCAGCUACAAUCAACGCCUGGAGCAACUCUUUUUGACAU